AUGCGCUUGUUUGGCCUCAGUCUGUGGGCGUGUGCAUCACUAGCUUUCGAAUCAGCAAGCUCUACCCCCCCCCCCCAUGCUCAAGCCUUUGACGUCGUUGUGGUGGGCAGCGGUCCUGGAGGACUUGUUGCUGCUGAGUAUCUUUCGCGUGACCCCAACGUGUCUGUGCUGAUUCUCGAAGCCGGUCCCAAGUCUAUGGCAGCAACUGGAGGAACCGAUGCCCCCAAAUACGCCAAAGACAGUGGACUCACUAAGUUCGACAUUCCUGCCGAGUAUGACCUCAUCAUGUACAACCCGGAGAACGAGGACUAUCGCGUUGACUGGAUCACGGAUGCCUACAUGUGGCUCGGCAAGACGGUCGGGGGAUGUUUGUCCAUUAACUUUGCAACCUACUUCCGUCCUCCUGAUGUGUACACGAACCAGUCGCACUGGCCAUUCUCAGCGUCGCAGAUGAAUGCCAAGAUGGACGAGAACGAGGAAAUGCACGGCCACACAGAUGUGCCUUCCCUCGAUGGAAAAUGGUACUCUCAAGAGGGCUACUCCAUUGUCAACACGGAACAAACAUUCGGCCACACUCCUUUCACUAUCAGAGAUGGCAAGCGCGACUCACCUGCAGCAGCUUUCUGGGGUCCGAUGAGUACGCGAAACAACGUUCAACUCUUGACCGAAGCCAAGGUCGACUACUUGGUCCGCAAUACAGACGGUACGGCCACUGGAGUGGUGUACAACGGUGGGUCUCAGGUCUUCGUAAGUGAUCGAGGUGCUGUGUUGAUGGCGGCAGGCGCUUUAGGUACACCCAAGGUGUUGAUUCAAAGCGGUGUUGGUUCCAACACGCAGCUAGAUCUCCUCGAACGCAUUGGCGGCUACGUCGGUGUCACCCAGAAUGCUGGACGCAUUUCAAACGCCAACGUGGGGCGCAACUUGUUCGACGCCAAUCUCAUGUACGUCUCGUUCUCGCAUCCGGACAUGAAGUCGUUUGUCUUUGACAACCGACCGUAUGAGGCCAUCAGCCAGUACAUGAACGAGAGCCACACGGGAGCUUGGGCCGAUGCAGGCCCCACACUCGUCAGCUUCGAAAGUUACGAAGUCCAGGGCCGCACGUACGAGUUCCAGUCCAACGUACACACUCACGGCUUCGGUGAGCUUCACCAGCAAGACAACGCCUUCACGAUAGCGAUGUACGUGAUCAACCCCGAGUCGCGUGCUCAUUCUGGCUGCGACACCAAUGGCAACUGGCGUGCGUAUAACGAACGAGACGCAUACUUCGGUACACCUCGCGACCUGGCAGCGAUGCAGUCGUACGUCCAGAAAAUGGUGCGGAUGAUGAAGGACAACGGCGCGACUUUCAUUUCCGAAACCGGGUCGGAUCCGGCAGCCGUGGCAGAUUUUGUAGCAUCCACAGGCAGCUACAUCUCGUACUUCUUCGGCGGCACUUGCUACGCAUCCCAUGACGCCAGUGACAUGGAACGGUGUGCCGACGAGAAGCUACGUGUCAUAGGCUUGGACAACGUGUUCGUGGCUGACGCUAGUGCGCUGAAAGAAAGCACAGUCAACCCGUACGGCUUUGGUGACGACAUCGGCUCAUCGUCCAGUUCGUCAGCUGCCGGAUGCUGCUCGAUCUGCUCCAAUUCGAACGGCUGCGUCGCGUUUACUUGGACAGAGCACAGCGGAGGCACUUGCUGGCUGAAAAGCGGCAAAGGAACCAUCAAAACCACGAGCGGCGCUGUGUCGGGCGUUCUCAAGUCUGCUACGAGCUGUGCUGCUCUGGAAGACAACGUCGUCGAGCCUCACGGUGUCACAUUAAGUGCACAAACAUCCGACAAGUGCUGCUCUGUGUGCAAAGCUACCGAAGGAUGCAAGGCCUUCACUUGGAAAGAUGAGGACGGAGGCACGUGCUGGCUCAAAGGAGACAAGGAGAGCACAACAUAA
This is a messenger RNA of Phytophthora infestans T30-4, 1929 nucleotides long. Its product is annotated as carbohydrate-binding protein, putative. Gene Ontology annotation, molecular function: flavin adenine dinucleotide binding; oxidoreductase activity, acting on CH-OH group of donors. Bases 1 to 1929 code for a protein of 642 amino acids. Lineage: Eukaryota; Oomycota; Peronosporomycetes; Peronosporales; Peronosporaceae. The transcript has 3 exons. The record is from RefSeq and is a predicted model, not a curated record.